Loxodonta africana (African savanna elephant) is the source of this 2185-nucleotide messenger RNA. It is a transcript of the gene NSG1, whose product is annotated as neuronal vesicle trafficking associated 1. Gene Ontology annotation, molecular function: clathrin light chain binding. NCBI's taxonomy places the organism in Eukaryota, Metazoa, Chordata, Mammalia, Proboscidea, Elephantidae. Gene Ontology annotation, cellular component: endosome; membrane. The coding region runs from base 19 to 576 and encodes 185 amino acids. The record is from RefSeq and is a predicted model, not a curated record. Gene Ontology annotation, biological process: clathrin coat assembly; endosomal transport; G protein-coupled dopamine receptor signaling pathway. The transcript has 4 exons.
CCUCGGUCCCCCGGCAAGAUGGUGAAGUUGGGGAACAGUUUCGCGGAGAAGGGCACCAAGCAGGUGCUGCUGGAGGAUGGCUUCGACACCAUCCCCCUGAUGACGCCCCUGGACGUCAAUCAGCUGCAGUUCCCGCCCCCGGAUAAGGUGGUCGUGAAAACGAAGACCGAGUACGAACCGGACCGCAAGAAGGGCAAGGCGCGUCCUCCCAAAAUAGCCGAGUUCACCGUCAGCAUCGCCGAGGGCGUCACCGAGAGGUUUAAGGUCUCCGUGCUGGUCCUCUUCGCCCUGGCCUUCCUCACCUGUGUCGUCUUCCUGGUCGUCUACAAGGUGUACAAGUAUGACCGCGCGUGCCCUGACGGGUUCGUCCUCAAGAACACCCAGUGCAUUCCAGAAGGCUUGGAGAGCUACUACUCGGAGCAGGACUCCAAUGCCCGGGAGAAGUUCUACACCGUCAUCAACCACUACAACCUGGCCAAGCAGAGCAUCACCCGCUCCGUCUCGCCGUGGAUGUCCGUCCUGUCGGAGGAGAAGCUGUCCGAGCAGGAGACCGAGGCCGCUGAAAAGUCGGCUUAGCGAGGUGGGCCAGCGCCUGCAGACAAGGUGUCGCCUGGAGGUAACAAAGGGACGUUGAGGGACAUAUCAUUCAAUACAGUUACCGAUGCUUUAGAGGUCACUCAUUUCCGGUGCGAUUGCUUCUGUUUGCUAAUGCUGCUUUGCAAACACAACUUGCUGCAGACCACCCAUGGGCAGAAAACCAAGAGCAUCUCAGCAUUGCUUCAAGAGCUCUGGCACCACGUUUCAUGUUAAGAAAUCUUAGUUACUUUCCUGGGAUUUAUUGGAAGCUGUCAAAAAAUAAAUUUACACUGGAUAUGCCAGGGGUUUGGACUUGAGAAAAAUAAUGCAUUUUGUGGGAUUGAUUUUUUUUCUUAAACCACCUUGCUGUUUGCAAACCUUGCUCCAUAGUCACACCCAGAGCGAUCUCUUGCUUCGCUGAGAGCAAGCUCUACUGACCGUUUUCUUUCCACCUCCCAUCAGAUGGGGACAGUGCUGGUCGCCAAGACACGCUGUAGUCAGGGGUACAGUUUGUGGAGGACAGACCCCUGAGUGGACCUGCACGUAUGCAAAUGUCAGGCUUGACCGAGGCCUGCUGGGGGUCACACUCUCACUGUGGUCCACAGAAGGUCACUCAGUCCCCUGGCUUUGCCUCUGGUAGAAAGGUACGGACACCCCCCUGGGUCAGAUGUCUGCAGAGUGUCACAGCCUGUGUAGGCAGGGGCUCUGGGGAGAGGUGGGCCAGGGGCCCUAGGCUGCAGAACCUGUCUCCUUAUAGGUAUCUGGCCCCACGACCGGCAGAGUAGGUGGGAAGCCGCUGGCCCUUUUGCUCACUUCUAUCACGAAUACAUUUGCACCACCACCCCCGUUAGCAAGUUAGUUUGUACACAUUGGCAGGGUGGGAGAGGUGGCGACGCCCAGGCUGGUGAGCCAGGGUUCCUGUAUGUUCUACUUGGUGAAACAGACGGGACAACCGUGACGUGAGACUGGGGGGAGGGGGGCUGCAGAGGGGCUGGGAGGCAUGCACAUCUGGCUAUGAAACUUCAGUUCAGUCUUUGUAAAGAAUGAUGUUUCAAGUUCAAUCUCGACACUAAAGUGUACGUUUACAAAAUUGCCAGUUAGACAAACUAAGUGUGUAAAAGAAUUAAAUGGAAAAAAGCUUCACAGAUGUUUUCUUCCAUGUUAUUUGAAUGUGCUGUUUCUGGUGGCUGUGUCAAAAGUUUCCGUUUUUUUAGUAGAUCAAAAAUAAAUGAUAGUGCAGGGUCUGUUGCGGACAAGCAGGGCGAUCGUGGUCAGCGCCACGGCCACCUCCUAGAUGUGCUUCCUGGCACGAACGACGUUUUAUUGUCAAGGGUCUUUGGACGGGGCCCAUGGCCUCAGGCCGGUGGCGAGCGUGACACAGCCGUGUGCCGCAGGAGGUCUGGAAGGGUGUCAUUAAGUGUGGGGAGUGCAUCAAGUGCCCGCCAUAGCAUGUCCUGCGUGUAAAGAAAUGAACUCAAACCCACGUCAGCGCGUUACCAAGGCAACCCCUUUGUGUUUUCUAUAAUCAUGUACUUCGCUGCCUGUAAGUACACCCAGUGUAACUUUGGACAUUUUCACUCUGUACAAAUAAAAAACGAGGCCAUCUGUG